GGCCAUGGCGAGAGCGGGAACUCCGCGAACGCGCGCCUCGCUGCACUGCGCCGCUGUCCUGGGAGUCCUUUUGCUGGUUUCGCGCCUGCCCGCCGCCCUGGCCGUCUCUCCGAAUGGCCAGGCGACCAACAUCGCCGAGACCAUGGCCAGGAUCAGCCAGGUGAUGAAGAGCAAACUCCCGCUCUGCCAGAACCAGACGACCGCCGAGGCCUCGGUCCUGACGCAGCUGAAGGCGAUGGAGGAGGUCAUCAUGUACCAGGAGCAGAUGCUGGGCAGCAUUCGCUUCAUGACGGACAAACUGAUGGAAACGAUUAACAGAUAUGUUGCAAGUGCUCAUCGAUAAGAUUCCAGAUUUUGUUCAGAUUUCAGUCUUAUUCACAGUGGACUUCGACUCACCCGUUCCUCAGUGUAUUUUCGAAGUACAGUCUUGUAUACUUUCAUUAUUGUAUAUAUCAAUAAUAAAUCAGUACAUAUUAU
This is a messenger RNA of Penaeus vannamei (Pacific white shrimp), 477 nucleotides long. RefSeq lists its product as uncharacterized. The record is from RefSeq and is a predicted model, not a curated record. Lineage: Eukaryota; Metazoa; Arthropoda; Malacostraca; Decapoda; Penaeidae.